Molecule: messenger RNA, 5095 nt
Organism: Archocentrus centrarchus (flier cichlid)
Lineage: Eukaryota; Metazoa; Chordata; Actinopteri; Cichliformes; Cichlidae
Product: rho guanine nucleotide exchange factor 7-like
Exons: 22
Coding region: 310-2871 (853 amino acids)
Biological process (GO): intracellular signal transduction; lamellipodium assembly
Cellular component (GO): lamellipodium; cytoplasm
Molecular function (GO): protein binding; guanyl-nucleotide exchange factor activity
Source: RefSeq, a predicted model, not a curated record
AGGAGAUGCCAACAUCCGCUGACGGAGAGAGAGUAGACAAUGAGGGGCUGUUAAAGGAAGGAAAAGCCUUAUUUCUCACUUCCACCUUAUUUUUUUUUAAUGCCGGAAAAAAACAGUCCCGAGGAUCCAGCCAGUGCGCGCUGAUUGUGGUGUUCAAACAAGGCGGGGCUGACGCUGCUGGCUGAUUUUUUUUUUUGGACGAACCACAAGUAGGUUAGCGCAGACACUAAAACACAGAGUGCUGCUGUCCCCGCCGCUGCUUUUGUUGUUGUUUGUUUGUUUUUUUUUAAUGACACUUAAGACCCAAACAUGAAUUCAGCGGAGCAGACGGUUACAUGGCUCAUUACGCUGGGGGUCCUGGAGUCUCCUAAGAAAAGCAUCUCGGAUCCAGAGGCUUUCCUCCAGGCGUCUCUGCGGGAUGGAGCGGUGCUGUGCAGGCUGCUGGAGCGACUCAGACCCGGGACGGUGGAUAAAUUUUUCCAGGAGCCGAGGAGCGACAGCGAGUGUCAGAGGAACAUCAGCGAGUUUGUAAAAGGCUGCGGGGCUUUCGGUGUGGAGCCUUUCGAGGUCAAUGACCUGCUGCAGGGACUGAACUUCUCUAAGGUGCUAAACUCCUUGGUUGCCCUCAACAAAGCUACUGAAGAUUUGAGUGUUUCUGGGGACACCGUAUGUGUGGCGCACUCCUCCACGUUGAGGAUCAAGUCCUUUGACUCUCUGAACACUCAGAGUCGCUCCUCGAAGCUGCUGCAGCCUCAGUACCGCAGCCUGGACAUGUCAGAGGGCAGUGGAUGUGGCCAGCUGCUGGUCAGAGCGCGCUUCCCCUUCCAGCAGACCAAUGAGGACGAGCUGUCUUUCUCCAAGGGUGACAUCAUUGUUGUGAACAGGCAGGAGGAGGGGGGAUGGUGGGAAGGCUCAAUGAAGGGCAAGACCGGUUGGUUCCCCAGUAACUAUGUGCGGGAGCUGAAAGGAAGUGACAAAACAUCAGACAAGCCGAAGUCUGGGACACUCAGAAGUCCGCCCAAAGGCUUCGAUACCACGAUCAUCAGUAAGACCUAUUACAACGUGGUCCUGCAGAACAUCCUGGAAGCAGAGACUGAAUAUUCAAGGGAGUUACAGAGUCUCUUGGGUUCAUACCUUCGCUCACUUCAUCCCACAGACAGACUCAGCAGCGUCGACAUCAGUCACAUUCAGGGGAAUCUGGAAGAGAUUUCAACAUUUCAACAAAUGCUGGUCCAGUCAUUGGAAGAGCAUACCAAGCUUCCUGAGAGCCAGCAGAGGAUCGGAGGGUUCUUCCUGAGCUUGAUGCCUCAGAUGAAGACCAUCUAUGUGGCCUACUGCUCCAAUCACCCGUCCGCUGUCAAUGUACUCACACAACACAGUGAGGAAUUGAAAGAGUACAUGGACUCAAAAGGAGCAUCCAGUCAGGGGGUCCUCACGCUGACCAUUAGCCUGAGUAAGCCCUUCACCAGACUGGAGAGAUACCCAACCCUGCUGAAAGAACUGGACAGACAUAUGGAAGAGCAGCACCCUGACCGAGCUGAUCUCCAUGCUUCUAUUGCAGCCUUUAAAAACCUCGCUGCGGAGUGUCAGGAAGUCAGGAAGAAGAAGGAACUGGUGUUGCAGAUUUUAACCGAACCAAUCAGAAACUGGGAGGGAGACGAUAUCCGAACUCUUGGCCCUGUCCUCCACAUGUCCCAGGCUGCUGUUCACUCGCAGAACUGUCAGGAGCCAAAUGAACGCCACCUCGUCCUCUUCCCUCACACUCUGCUCAUGCUCUCUGCCAGCCUGAGAAUGAGUGGAUUCAUCUACCAGGGGCGGAUACCAUUAUCAGGAAUGCUUAUCUCCAGGAUAGAGGAUGGAGAAAACAUGAAGAACGCUUUUGAAAUAUCUGGCAGCCAGGGUGAGCGGAUCCAGGUAGCGUGUAACAGUCAACGCGAUCUACAGGAGUGGCUGGACCUUCUCACGAAACACACCCACACUACGUCUGCACACACACACUUACACAAGCCUCUGUCUGCCUGUCACACACUGCCCUCCCACCCUGCCACUCCCUCCAGACACUCUGAGUCUCGUGGGGGGAGCAGCGGGAACACUUACCACACCCUUCCCCAUCUCACCUCAUAUGGGUUGGGACCCAAUAGCAGCCCCAUGUGGGGACCCCUGGAGCAACCAAGUACUCCCAAACCCUGGAGCUUGAGCUGCCUUCGCCCUGCUCCACCACUUCGGCCCUCUGCUGCUCUCUGCUACAAGGAGGACAUGAGUAAGAGUCCCAAGAAUGUGAAGAAGCUCCUCCCGAAGAGGAAGCCAGAGAGGAAACCUUCAGAAGAGGACUUCACUGUCAGAAAGAGUACAGCAGCUCUAGAGGAGGAUGCUCAGAUACUGAAAGUCAUUGAGGCUUAUUGUACCAGUGCCAAAACACGACAGACUCUCAACUCCACCUGGCAAGGAACUGACCUCAUGCACAACCAUGUGCUCGCUGACAACAGCCUCACAGUGGCUGGUUUGCCUGGCAACCCGCCGUGUUCUGACCAAUCAGAGGACUCGGAUUAUGACAGUAUCUGGACUGCACAUAGUUACAGGACUGCCUCAUUUUCUCGCUCCAGUAGGAAAGACGUCCAAAUGUUGUUCCCAGAAGAGGAGAAGAUUAUAGUGGAGGAAACAAGGAGCAAUGGACAAACUGUAGUAGAGGAGAGGAGUCUGGUGGACACUGUGUACAGUCUCAGAGAUGAAGUCCAGGAACUCAAACAGGACAACAAGAGGAUGAAGAGGACGCUGGAGGAGGAACAGCGGGCGAGGAAAGAGCUGGAGAGGAUUGUGAGGAGAGUUCUGAAGAACAUGAACGACCCGACCUGGGAUGAAACUAACCUCUGAGACUCGUAUAUCUGACCCUGAAGGAUGAGAUCACGUUCUGACUUUUAAACGACGACGUGACAAACAAGUCAUUCCACCUGUGUGGACAAGAAGCUGCCUAUAGUUCAUUCCGCUUCAGCGCGUCUCCAUUUCCACUAGCUUUGACCUUCACAGUGACCUCUGUGCCAAACUGUGGACCAAUGUAAAACACCUGCCAGCCAUCAGCAAAGCUAUCCCAACUGACCUUAAAGCUGUGAAGCCACACUAGCCUGUAGGCAAGCUGAUUAGCCAUCUUUGAAACACUGACACGAGAAUCAAGAUCGUUUUUUUUUUCAUUUACUUUGUGUAUUUUUCUCUCAUUGCUUUUUAAUGGAACAUUUCACAGUUGCUGGGACAGUAUUUGACUGACUGGCCUGGUGCACGAACACAAGCGCUACAUGGGUUUGUUUAUUUCAUAGAUUAUUGUGGAUGAAGCUCCUCCUUGAAACUUGAAAUGGACAUUUGAUUCCCACGCUCCACGUUUCAUUGCUCAUUUUCAGUUGUUAGAUCAUCAUAACGGGACUUUUAAAAACAGAUUUACAGACAAAAAAAAACAAAAAACUAUGAAGUUCAUUCAGUUUAUAUUUUUUACAUUUUAAAUGAAACCUAAGUCUACCAGCACUUAUAAGCGACCUCACGAGUUUUACGGGAUUAGAUUACAUUUUCAGUGUUGUGUGAAUACAGACUUAGUUUACAGAUCCAUAGAAGUAGUAGAGUAGCCUUACUGAUCUUUGCUUGGACCUAUUGUGCCAGUUUAUCCACUUCUGCAUACAGAUGUCUGGAGGCUCGAGAUGAAGAAUAAUUUGGGGUUUAGAUGAUCGCGCUCGAACUUCUCAAAUCGAAAACAAGAAAUCGUAGAAAUGCGUAGUUGCUGAAAAAUAAGCCUGUUAUUGUCGAAAGGUUUCUCAGGAAUUAAGGUGACCAUCAGGGAGUUCCAGAUUAACAUUUCAAAUUUCACAUCCAGAGCAAUAUUUAAAAAUUGAUAUUAAAUUGUAAUGUGGGGGCUACAAAAACUCAGAGCGAAGCUUCUGCGCUGCCUCGUAAACCAAGAUCUGCUAAAAUUCAUGCUGUCCAGAAAUCAUUGCCUCCUCUUUAAAAGCUCAUGGAGGUUUUAUUAUUUUAAAAAAAUGAUUUGUUUCUUGUUUUUUUUUUUUUUUUUUUGAGUGAUUAACAUUAAACUUACUGUAAGACGACAGAAUUGAAGAAACAGCAUUUACAAAUUCAGUUUUCUAAACUUUGCUUCUGAUAAUCAAUCUUUUGGUUGUCCCAAUGAUAAACAGUAAUUCUUUAAAGUAUCGUUUACCUUUAAAGACAUUAGGAUAGUACCACCUUUAAUGUGUGGCAAUACAUAAUCUAUCAUUGAUAUUGUAAAAUAAAAGUAAUAAAAAUGUCAGUGUCAGAGCCCAGAGGGUAGGAAAUAGUAAAAUGCAGCUCACUUAACAAAAAGAAAAAUCAGCAACAAUGUAACUUCAGAUAUCAACAAAAAUAUAACAAUAUGAACACUAAACAAAUUGCAGGUUUAUAUUUUAAUCCACUGUCAGCAGCUGAAAGCUGUAGUUGCAGUGUCAGACUGCAGGAGUUCACCUCUGACUCUGAGGUGAGGAAAGCACUUCAUCGCUAAAAUGAAGCCCAGAUAAACACCCACACUCAUCUUUAUCGAGUCCUAACGUCAUUUUUUCCAGAGCUAAACAAUCAGUGCCCUUUUCUUUUUCCAAUACCAAAGGCAAAGCAAUACAACACUGGAAAAUGUUUUUUAUGAUGUCAAUAUGCAACGUAAUGUGCAAUGAUUUCUUAUUUUUUAUAUUUGUCUUUAUGUUUUUACUCUGGCUUUGAUUUGUAACACUCAUUAUUUUCUACUUGACCUGGUUGAUCACUAAAAAUAAUUUGUAGAGAAAAGCUACAGUUUUUUCGUGCCAUUGGGAGAAGAAAAAAAAUCCUUUGUUAAAGCUUUUAUCUUUAAGACUUCACCUACAAAUGACAUAUUACUGAAAGCAGAACCACAUUAAUGUAAGCUAUGUAAUACAGUAUGCCAUUUACUGGCUCUAACUAAUGUAUUUAACUGAAAAUGACUGAUGUAAGUGCAUUGUGUGUUCAGAUGUUAUAGCAAUGAAGGUGAUUACAGUAGUUACUGUGACAAAACUCAUCCAACCCCCUAUUUAUUUCACCCGUUUGUCUGAUUGAAUAAAGUGUUGAAAUCAAUCGUGGA